This is a messenger RNA of Lithohypha guttulata, 1137 nucleotides long. RefSeq lists its product as uncharacterized. The record is from RefSeq and is a predicted model, not a curated record. NCBI's taxonomy places the organism in Eukaryota, Fungi, Ascomycota, Eurotiomycetes, Chaetothyriales, Trichomeriaceae. The transcript is spliced from 4 exons. Bases 1 to 1137 code for a protein of 378 amino acids.
AUGAGUCCUUCCAUUGCAAACACCAUGCGACGCUUUUCGCGAGGAUCCUCACAGCGCAGAUCAGAUAAUUCUUCAGCAUCAAAUACUGUCAAUCAAGGUCAGGGUCAAGGUCAGAUCACUGGAAACGAAGCGUAUACACCUCCACUUGGUGGUAGCGGCCACCAGACGAACCCCAACGGUGGUGCUGUAACGUCAGCUGGCGGUUCUGGUUUCCACCACGACACUUCGAGGCCGAUUUCAGCGGGCAGUAAUUCCAGUUUCGACUUUAUGAACAGGCCGGUUAGUGGUGGACUUGCGUCGCAUCAACCAAUGCCGAACAGCUCGGUUGGUGGUUUGAGUAGGACGGAUCAGGUGGUGUUGAGGUAUUUCUGGGAGGAUAAGUAUGCCGAUAAUGCGAAAAGGGAUUUGCAUUUUCUGAAAUUUCCUUUCUUUGGGCAGUACCCGUCACACGCGGAGUUAAUGCCAUAUUGUGAGAUCUACCAUCUGGUCAAGACUUCUCCUGGUGCAUCGAUUGUGAGCCUGGGGAGUGCGAAUGGUGUAUAUAUUGGCUUCGAGCUCGCCCAAGGUGCUCAACUACACAUAGACAUGGACGACGAGUGGCGCGAUAUCUCCCACCAUCGCAUCAUCUUCAAGCCAUACGAGUCGAUGCUCAGGGAUCCAACCUCAGAUGCCACUUUCAAGACCUGGCCCAAGCCAUUGACCAUUGAAUUCCUGGAAGACCAGUACCAGAGAUGGGUCAGAGACCUGACGAGUUUCUGCUGGAUCGAUGAGCCAGUCCGUGAAUUGGGAUCUGCUGGUGCGAACGGACUUGGUGGCGAAGUUGAGAGGAGUAUCAGCAUGGGUGGCAACAAGAGACGUGGUGAUCAAAGUAUGCAUGGUCAGCCACUAUGUGAGUGGUGUGACCGACCUGAUUGCGAGGCAAUGCGUCGACGCUCUUUGGCCUCAAACGCUUUCCGAGAGGAGGAUCCACUACCUCAGCAGAAUUCUGCACGAACAACACAACCGACGACAAUACCGGGCCAGAACGGUGUCUCGCAGCGGAAAUCCCGGACCUGGCGUUUUGUCAAUUCGCACGGUAUUUCUUGGACAUAUUCACAACGUCGUCGUCACCGUCGACGAUCUACAGGCGCAACAUGA